Molecule: messenger RNA, 740 nt
Organism: Pecten maximus
Lineage: Eukaryota; Metazoa; Mollusca; Bivalvia; Pectinida; Pectinidae
Exons: 3
Coding region: 79-585 (168 amino acids)
Source: RefSeq, a predicted model, not a curated record
AUAUCUAUAUAAGUCAGAGUAGCUGGGAACAUAUUCUUUUUUCGUUUUUUAUUACACAGACUGAGGCUUCGGUAAAGCAUGGCGGUAUCGUGGGUGUUUUUCCUUCUUGGACUCCUUCCUCUUAUCAAGGCAUUCUGCUUCACCCGCUACGGGCGAAUCGACGAAACAGUGUCCGGCCGACAGAUCCCUGUUUGUGAGUAUAAUGGAUUGGACAUCCUUGACGGGUCGUCGUUCAGGACAGCAGCUUGUAUGGACUGCAAGUGUACAAAUGGCCUCAUACAGUGCUGUGGUUUCGGCGUUCAGAACGAGACCACGUACGCCCCGCCCUCCUGUACAGUGAUAUCGGACGGUUGUGAACCACUGUUGGUUCUGAAGAGUAACCAGACAUUAGGCUGCUACACCGGGUUUCCUAUCAAGGACAGUCGACCUCCGAAUGGUAACCCUGGAAACAACCCACAAUUUCCCGGCUCAAAUUAUCCGUUUCCAUUCCUUUUCCCUCCGACAUUCUUCCCAAGAAACCAACCACAGCAAGACAAUUCUUUAAGUAACUUAUUUCUGUUGGGACGUCUAGCUGAAGGGUUGUGAUCCCAUUGUACGGAUCAUCUUUUCUAGCGAAGCUAUCUGUAUCAAUUAACACCUAUGAACACUUACUAUACGUAUAUAUAUGCCUUUCGUGUAUUGUGUAAUCAAACCACACAUUCUGUUUUCUAAUUAAAACUUAAUUAAACAUCUAAAACAUA